Messenger RNA from Medicago truncatula (barrel medic), 1928 nucleotides. RefSeq names its product protein NRT1/ PTR FAMILY 4.5. The record is from RefSeq and is a predicted model, not a curated record. Gene Ontology annotation, cellular component: membrane. Gene Ontology annotation, biological process: transmembrane transport. The coding region runs from base 4 to 1767 and encodes 587 amino acids. Lineage: Eukaryota; Viridiplantae; Streptophyta; Magnoliopsida; Fabales; Fabaceae. The transcript is spliced from 5 exons. Gene Ontology annotation, molecular function: transmembrane transporter activity.
UACAUGCAGGAAGAAGAGCUAGUUGAUGGAAAAGUUGAUUGGAAAGGAAGAAGAGCUGUGAGACAUAAACAUGGGGGAAUGAAAGUUUCUUUGGUCAUACUAGGGGCGUUUGCGCUUGAGAACAUGGCAACUUUUGCACUAGCAGUGAACUUUGUGUCAUACUUCGUUGGUUUCAUGCAUUAUGAACUAGCAGAUGCAGCUAACAUGGUAACCAACUUCAUGGGGGUUUGUUACAUGCUCUCCAUUGUCGUAGCCGUUUUUGCUGAUACAUGGAUUGGAAGACACAAAUCCGUUCUUAUUUCUGGCUGCUUUGAGUUUUUGGGACUGGCGUUACUCACAGUACAAGCACAUUACCCUAACCUAAAACCAGCCAUAUGCAACCUCUAUGACAAAAAUGCAGUGUGUGAAAAAAUUAGUGGCAACCAUGAAGCUUUUCUCUUGAUUGGUCUCUACUUGUUGGCCUUUGGUAGUGCAGGCUUGAAAGCUUCUCUGCCAGCACAUGGUGCUGACCAGUUUGAUGAAAAAGAUCCCAAAGAAACAAGACAAAUGUCCAGCUUCUUUAAUGGUCUCUUGCUUGCAAUUUGCGUUGGUGGUUCUGUCAGCUUAACUUUUAAUGUAUGGAUACAAGACAACAAAGGAUGGGAUUUGGGUUUGGGAAUCUCCACCAUUGCUAUUGUCUUUGCUAUGAUCACCUUUGCCUUUGGAUUACCACUAUACCGGAUUCAUGUUGCACAAAGAACUAAUCCAAUUGUUGAGAUACUGCAGGUAUACAUUGCUGCAAUUCGCAACAGAAAUCUGUCCCUUCCUGCUGACUCUGGAGAACUAUAUGAAAUUGAACAGGACAAAGAAGCUUUAAUGGAAAUAGAGUAUCUACCUCAUAGAGACAUUUACAGGUUCUUGGACAAAGCAGCCAUAGAAAGAAAAUCUGAUGUACAACUUGAAAAGCAAGAGAAUCCAAGCCCAUGGAAACUAUGCAGAGUUACACAAGUAGAAAAUGCCAAAAUAUUUCUAAGCAUGAUCCCAGUAUUCUUCUGUACAAUCAUAAUGACUCUUUGCUUAGCACAGCUUCAAACCUUUUCAGUCCAACAAGGCUUCACAAUGGACACAAGAAUCACCAAACAUUUCAACAUCCCACCAGCAUCCUUACCAAUCAUCCCAGUUGUUUUCUUAAUCUUUAUAAUCCCUUUCUACGACCGAAUCUGCGUGCCACUUCUCCGUAAAUUCACUGGCAUACCAACCGGCAUUACUCACUUGCAGCGAAUAGGCGUUGGCCUAAUACUAUCCUGCAUCUCGAUGGCAAUCGCGGCAAUCAUAGAAGUGAAAAGAAAAAAUGUAGCUAGAGAUAAUAACAUGCUUGAUGCUGUUCCAGGAGUUCAACCAUUACCUUUGAGUAUAUUUUGGCUUUCUUUUCAGUACUUUGUAUUUGGUAUAGCUGAUAUGUUUACCUAUGUGGGACUUCUUGAGUUCUUCUAUUCAGAAGCACCAAAAGGGCUUAAAUCUACUUCAACAUGCUUUCUUUGGAGCUCUAUGGCACUUGGCUAUUUUCUAAGCAGCAUUAUGGUGCAAAUUGUGAAUAGUGCUACCAAGAAUGUUACUGCAAGUGGUGGAUGGUUGGCAGGGAACAAUAUUAACAGAAACCAUUUGAAUCUGUUCUACUUGUUGCUUUCUUUACUGAGCUUGAUCAAUUUCUUUGUCUAUUUGGUAGUUUCAAAGAGGUACAAGUAUAGGCCUCAAGGUCAUGCAAUUAAAGGUGUGGAUUCUCAAUAGAGAAUAUAUGAUUAACAAGUAGUAAGUGUAAAAUUUGUGGGCUAUGCUUUUUUUAUUUGUAAAAGGCUUAAUGAUGUGAUUAGUCCUUACAAUUAGGGGUCGUUUAAAAAUUCGUCCCUGUAAUUGUUAAUCCUGGCAAUUUAGCCUUGCAAUUGUUAAUC